AUGAGGGUUGCUAUUGUCACAAGAGCAAACCAAUUUUUCAUUGAAGUUGGUGCCCAAGAAACAGUUGUAGCAAUCAAGAAGAAAAUAGAGCAACUUCAUGGGGUUCCAGUGGCUUCACAAGUCCUAUCAGUUACUGGGUGGGAACUAGUUGAUGGAUUAGACAUGGAUGAUUAUCCAAUAGUGACUGAAGGUACAAAAAUUGACCUCACCAUUAAACCAGCAGAGCCACACCCUAACAAAAUGCAAAUCACAGUGAAAUUUUCAGCUAAAAAGCUCAGCAUUGAGGUGGACAGAACUGACACUGUUCGUAGCUUGAAGGAAAAAAUUCACAUCAUUGAUAGCACCCCCAUCAAAAGAAUGACACUUUACUUUUCUGGGACUGAACUGGAUGAAGAUUUUAGAACCUUGAGUGAAUAUGGCAUACGUGAAUUUUCUGAGAUUGUGGCGUUCCUCAAGACCAUGAAUCGAUCAAGAGAUGAACCUCCCACAAGGAAGUUAACCUUCGUUGUACAAACUUCUUCUAGCUUGCUUAAUGAAGCCACCAUUCCACUGGAGAUGAGAGAUGCAAACACAGUGAACGAGUUGAAGCAGUUACUGAUAAGCAGAAAGAUUCUGCCUGGUGAUGACUAUUUGUUUAUACACAGACAGAGGAUCAUGCGUGAUAGUUGUAGCCUCAGGUGGCAUGGAGUUGAAAAUGGAGACUGUCUCUAUGUGUUUAAGGGCACAGUUAGCACUGGUGGGUUUGCAUGAGCUUAAUUCUAGGUAUAAUAACUAUACAGUGUUGAAACAUUUCUUUACAUUAUUGUUUGUUACAUCUAGAGUUACAAGAGGAGACAACAUUC
This is a messenger RNA of Vigna umbellata (rice bean), 842 nucleotides long. RefSeq names its product Ubiquitin-like superfamily protein. Lineage: Eukaryota; Viridiplantae; Streptophyta; Magnoliopsida; Fabales; Fabaceae. Gene Ontology annotation, cellular component: cytosol; nucleoplasm. Gene Ontology annotation, biological process: proteasome-mediated ubiquitin-dependent protein catabolic process. The record is from RefSeq and is a predicted model, not a curated record. Gene Ontology annotation, molecular function: ubiquitin binding; proteasome binding; polyubiquitin modification-dependent protein binding.